Lottia gigantea (owl limpet) is the source of this 1194-nucleotide messenger RNA. RefSeq lists its product as hypothetical. NCBI's taxonomy places the organism in Eukaryota, Metazoa, Mollusca, Gastropoda, Lottiidae. The record is from RefSeq and is a predicted model, not a curated record. The coding region runs from base 1 to 1194 and encodes 397 amino acids. The transcript has 3 exons.
AUGAAGAAAUCUUUAGUGAACCGAAGCGUUUCUACUGAGGAAGUGUUGAGGUUUGUUGAUUCUGGAUCGGAUGAUGAACUAACUUUUUCAGCUGAUUACCCAUCCGAUGACCUGACAUCAUCGUCUUCAGAGAACGAGGGGGUAGGGGACAGCAGUGAUGGAGAAAUGGAUACGAGUACGAGUACUGGUGCUAAUUUUGAACGGAGGAGAUGUAGAAAUGUUGUGAAUGCUGGAGGGGAUGCAUCUACAAAAGGGGUAUUUCGAUAUCAGUACUGUCACAUCAAGAUAUCUGUAAAACUGUUCUACUGGAGAUCGGGAUUGCCGGUCCAGAAACACAGGCCGAACCCUGCUCAUGACAGUAGCAGUAGUGAUGAUAGCUUCUCUGAUCAUGACGUUCCAGCACAAGCAGCUGUCCCAGUACAAGCAGCUGUUCCAGUACAAGCAGCCGAUCCAGCACAAGCAGCUGCACCCACAGCUAAGCCACCAAGUCGGGGUCGACGACGAGUUCAACAACCCCAGGACCCUUUAGCCACAGUGUGGUCAAAAACAUUUACUGCAGUUCACUCUACUUUUACUGGUGCACAGAGUGGACCGAAAAAUAUUCCCCAAAAUAUUACAGCCGACAGCUCAGCUGUAGAUUUUCUUGAUUUGUUUCUAGAUGGUGACUUCUGGCAGCUACUUUGCUCUGAGACCAACAACCAUACUAAGGAAACUACACCUGAUGCAUAUUAUGCGAAACGUUACCGAAAAAUUGACAUUCCAGAAAUGAAAGCAUUUGUUGCACUUAGAUUACAGAUGGAAAAUGGUGUAGUAAAACCGAGGUAUGAAUGUUACUGGUAUGGUCCCGAUAGAAAACGGCUGUCUAAAAAGAGGUCAAGAAUUAACAUAGACAGAAUGAAACGAUCGAUGUCAAUGGAACCAUUGCUGGAACAUACAUCAAAACAUGAAGAGAAAGACAAUGACAACAUGGAAUCAAGUAGAUCACUUACUGAGUUAAAAAACAAGUCACCAUUUAAUGAAAACGAUCGUUUAAAAUCAAGGAGUGAAGCUCACAUUGAAGAUAACCAUUAUCUAGGUGAAGUUAGACAAAAAGUAGAUGAAGGUUUAGGUGAAUCAUUUGACGGAAUGACUGAUAAUGUAACUGACGAUGGUCAAUAUCAAGAGGACAUAUUUAGACGAGUUACUUUUAUGUGA